UCUCUCUCUCUCUCCACAAGGAGCAAAGAGGAGAUGGCCAAGUCGUGUAAAGGCCUGGCGAUGGAGCUCGUCAAAUGCCUCAGCGAAUCCGAUUGCGUGAAGGUUGAUAAGCGAUCAUACAGGGAAUGUGCUGGAGAAAAGGUGCCUUCCAUAUCAAGUGAAUGUGUAGGCCUUAGGGAAACAUAUUUCAACUGCAAGAGAGGCCAGGUCGACAUGAGAGCACGGAUACGUGGGAACAAAGGCUACUAGAUAAAGUUCAUUUUUACCUGAUACAAGCUUUCUGCCUGGUGUCUUGAAAGCUUUCUUUGUUAGGAUGAGAAGGGUUGUUUUAAGCAGCUGGAACUCAAGUUAAUAAAAUCAAACAAUUAGGACAGAGCUAUCUGGCUUACAUGCAAUCUUUCUGUGUAUGUCAACCUUUGUAAUGGAUUGUUUUACGUAGGGCGAUAAGUACUAUCUUGCUAUUGACUGUGAUCUCGAGUAGUUUAUGGGGACCAUUUUAUGCUAAUGAUUCCCAUGUCUCUGGUUAUGUGUUUGGUAUAAUAAUAUAGUAUGAUCUUCAAAUUUGUAGGACUGAAA
This is a messenger RNA of Musa acuminata subsp. malaccensis (wild Malaysian banana), 576 nucleotides long. RefSeq lists its product as uncharacterized. Lineage: Eukaryota; Viridiplantae; Streptophyta; Magnoliopsida; Zingiberales; Musaceae. Gene Ontology annotation, cellular component: mitochondrion. The record is from RefSeq and is a predicted model, not a curated record. Gene Ontology annotation, biological process: mitochondrial respiratory chain complex IV assembly.